AUGCUACCUGCCACCAUCUACCAGUUCAGAAAACAGCGGGGAGUAAACCUCGGCUGUUGGUUUGUGCUGGAGCGCUGGAUUACGAGCCACCCAUUUCGGAAUGCUGUUGAUCCGGCACACAGCGACCUCGACAUCGCCAAGGGAAGCAAUGCCCGUGCUGUCUUGGAAGAGCAUUACGAUAGCUGGAUUACUGAGGCAGACUGGGCUUGGAUUGUAGAUCAUGGCUUCAACACGGUCAGAAUACCUAUCGGAUUCUACCAUUUGUGUGCCAUCGACCCCUCUGUUCUCGUGGACACAGACUUUGCAAACCUAGACCAUGUUUAUUCUGGCGCCUGGUCGCGCAUUCUACAAGCCAUCGAAACUGCCCACCGUUUUGAUCUCGGUGUCUUGCUUGACCUUCAUGCUGCGCCAGGCAAACAGAACCCAGACGCGCAUUCGGGCACGUGCAACCCCGCGACCUUCUUCAGCGACCACCGCAAACAACAAAAGACUCUGAACGUGAUUCGCACUCUCGCGCUGCAAGUAAAAGGGCUGCCGAAUGUGGUCGGAAUCGAGCUCCUCAACGAGCCACAUCCCACCUCUGACGACGGGCUGAAAAAGUGGUACACGGAGGCAUUCGCUGUUCUGGCGGAUGUCGGGUCUGAGCUGCCUGUCUACAUCAGCGACUGCUGGAAGCCCGAGGUAUACGCCGAGUUCAUUAAAUCCACCGAAAAAAAGCCCUCUUUAUUGGUCCUCGACCAUCACCUCUACCGAUGUUUCGCAGCAAACGACACUAGGACAUCUGUGGCAGUGCACACCAAGGCACUCUCAGAGGACAAGACGAUUGCGCGGAUCGCAGAGGCACUUGACCAAGUUGGAGCAGGCUUGGUCAUCGGCGAAUGGUCUGGCGCACUUAAUCCGGCGUCUCUCACUGGCUCCCCGAAUGAACGCAAAGAGUAUAUUGCCUCCCAGCUCGCAUUGUACACCGCUCGUUGUGGUGGUAAUUAUUUCUGGACUUACAAAAAAGCAGGGGAUCAACCUGACUAUGGAUGGUCUCUUCGUGAUGCCAUUGAUGGUGAUCAUUUUCCGUCUCGAAUGGGGACAUUGUUGGUCAAGAGUUUUGCGGGCGACCAGACACGGUGGAAACAAGCACGAGAUCGCUUUCGAGAUGCAGCCUAUGGUAUUGGCAUCCGUGAUCCAACCCACUUGAUUUACAAUUUCUUUUUUACAGCUGCCCAUGUCGCCUACUGGUCGCGGUACCCAGGCAACUACCACCAUGCUCGGUUUAGUGAAGGGUUUCUCCUUGGAUGGGACAACGCCUACGCCUUCUUGACGUUCAAUAAUAGCACCGACAAGGCAAUUUCGGAGCUCGGGUUUGUCGGGGGGUUGGCGCAUACAAAGACGAGUGACUACGGUGACGGCUUCUGGGAAUUUCGUAGGUAUUUCGCCAUCGAUGCUGUCCAUUCUUCAUGUCAUCUGGAAGGACACGGUUUCGGGCAGGGCGUGGCCGCGGCCAACAAAGAUUUCUGCGACCAUUAUUGCAGGCCAUUACACAGGGUGGGGUGGUGA
Molecule: messenger RNA, 1548 nt
Organism: Mycena indigotica
Lineage: Eukaryota; Fungi; Basidiomycota; Agaricomycetes; Agaricales; Mycenaceae
Product: Glucan 1,3-beta-glucosidase 3
Exons: 5
Coding region: 1-1548 (515 amino acids)
Biological process (GO): glucan catabolic process
Cellular component (GO): cell surface; extracellular region
Molecular function (GO): glucan endo-1,6-beta-glucosidase activity
Source: RefSeq, a predicted model, not a curated record